This is a messenger RNA of Jaculus jaculus (lesser Egyptian jerboa), 3599 nucleotides long. It is a transcript of the gene Fgd1, whose product is annotated as FYVE, RhoGEF and PH domain containing 1. The transcript is spliced from 18 exons. Bases 81 to 2990 code for a protein of 969 amino acids. Gene Ontology annotation, biological process: filopodium assembly; cytoskeleton organization. Gene Ontology annotation, cellular component: cytoplasm. The record is from RefSeq and is a predicted model, not a curated record. NCBI's taxonomy places the organism in Eukaryota, Metazoa, Chordata, Mammalia, Rodentia, Dipodidae. Gene Ontology annotation, molecular function: metal ion binding; guanyl-nucleotide exchange factor activity.
CCGGGCCUCCUCCGCCUGCGCCUCCGCCCCAGGAACUGGAGCCAAGUGGGGAGCCCGGGCCCCGCGCCCAGGCUCGGACCAUGCAUGGCCACCGAGCUCCGGGGGGUGCUGGGCCUUCAGAUCCAGAACGCCCGGCCACCCAUAUCCCCGGCGCCGCUCAACUGGCCUGUGCCGACUCGGACCCUGGAGCCUCGGAGGCCGGACUGUCGGGGCGCAAGGGCUCAGGCUUUGCUCUGGGCGGCCCCUUGGAUCCUCAGUUUCUCGGACCCUCGGACGCCAGUCUGGGUGCUUCUCCAGGUUCCCGGGUCUUGCCCUGCGGCCCCAGUCCACAGCACCACCGGGCCCUGCGCUUCUCCUACCACCUGGAGGGCUCGCAGCCUCGGCCUGGGCUACACCAGGGAAACCGGAUCCUGGUCAAAAGUUUGUCCCUUGACCCUGGCCAAAGCCUUGAGCCGCAUCCAGAAGGGCCCCAGCGGCUUCGCUCAGACCCAGGCCCCCCAACUGAAACCCCCAACCAGCGUCCUUCGCCACUGAAGCGGGUACCAGGCCCAAAGCCACAGGUUCCUCCAAAGCCCAGCUACCUACAGAUGCCCCGGAUGACCCCCCCAGCUGAGCCCAUUCCUCCUCCACCAUCACGCCCAUUGCCUGCAGACCCCCGAGUGGCCAAGGGCUUUGCCCCCAGGGCCGAGGCCAGCUCCAGUUCUGCAGCAGUGUCUUCAUUGAUUGAGAAGUUUGAAAGAGAGCCUGUGAUUGUCGCCUCGGAUAGGCCAGCCCCUGGCCCCUGCCCAGGUCCCCCAGAGCCAGCCAUGUUGCCACAGCCAUCCCCGCAGCCACCCGUGUCCCAGCUCCCUGAGAGUGAGGCUUCCCGCUGCUUGUUCCUCCUGGCUCCUGGGCCCCGGGAUGGUGAGAAGGUGCCCAACCGGGACAGCGGCAUUGACAGCAUCAGCUCGCCAUCCAACAGUGAAGAGACCUGCUUUGUCAGUGAUGACGGGCCCCCUGGCCACAGCCUCUGUCCUGGGCCUCCUGCCUUGGCCAGUGUGCCUGUUGCUUUGGCCGACCCCCACCGGCCUGGCUCCCAGGAGGUUGACAGUGACCUGGAAGAGGAGGACGAGGAGGAGGAAGAUGAGGAAGAGGAGGAGGAAGACGAGGCGGAGAAGGACAGAGAGGUCCCAGUGCCCCCAAUGGAGAGACAGGAGUCCGUGGAGCUGACGGUGCAGCAGAAGGUGUUCCACAUUGCCAAUGAGCUCCUGCAAACUGAGAAGGCCUAUGUUUCCAGGCUCCAUCUCCUAGACCAGGUGUUCUGUGCCCGGCUGUUGGAAGAAGCUCGGAACCGCAGUUCCUUCCCCACCGAUGUUGUCCAUGGCAUCUUCUCUAACAUCUGCUCCAUCUAUUGCUUCCACCAACAGUUCCUGCUGCCUGAGCUAGAGAAGCGCAUGGAGGAAUGGGACCGCUACCCACGCAUUGGGGACAUCCUUCAGAAGCUAGCACCCUUCCUCAAGAUGUAUGGCGAGUAUGUGAAAAAUUUUGACCGGGCUGUGGAGCUGGUCAACACCUGGACAGAGCGUUCCACUCAAUUUAAAGUCAUCAUUCAUGAGGUGCAGAAGGAGGAGGCCUGUGGCAACCUGACAUUGCAGCACCACAUGCUGGAGCCUGUGCAGCGCAUCCCUCGCUAUGAGCUGCUUCUCAAGGACUAUCUCUUAAAGCUGCCUCAUGGCUCCCCAGACAGCAAGGAUGCCCAAAAGUCUCUGGAGCUGAUAGCCACAGCAGCCGAGCACUCCAAUGCUGCCAUCCGCAAAAUGGAACGAAUGCACAAGCUGCUGAAGGUCUAUGAGCUGCUAGGGGGUGAGGAGGACAUUGUUAGUCCUACCAAAGAGCUCAUCAAAGAAGGCCACAUCCUUAAGCUGUCAGCAAAGAAUGGGACCACGCAAGACCGAUACCUCAUAUUAUUCAACGACCGCCUCCUGUAUUGUGUGCCCAGGCUGCGGCUCCUUGGCCAGAAGUUUAGUGUGCGGGCACGCAUUGAUGUAGAUGGCAUGGAGCUUAAGGAGAGCUCCAACCUCAAUCUGCCUCGGACCUUCCUGGUGUCGGGAAAACAGCGCUCCCUGGAGCUCCAGGCCAGGACUGAGGAGGAGAAGAAAGACUGGGUCCAGGCCAUCAACUCCACCCUCCUAAAGCAUGAACAAACCCUGGAGACAUUCAAACUAUUGAACUCAACGAACAGGGAAGAUGAAGACACUCCCCCCAACUCUCCAAACGUGGAUCUUGGGAAGAGGGCACCUACGCCUAUCCGGGAAAAGGAAGUCACCAUGUGCAUGCGCUGCCAGGAGCCCUUCAAUUCCAUCACCAAACGCAGGCAUCACUGCAAGGCCUGUGGGCAUGUGGUUUGUGGGAAGUGCUCCGAGUUCCGGGCCCGCCUCAUCUAUGACAACAACCGCUCCAACCGUGUGUGCACUGAUUGCUACGUGGCCUUGCAUGGGGUGCCUGGGAGCAGUCCAGCCUGCAGCCAGCAUACACCCCAGCGUAGGAGGUCUAUCCUGGAGAAACAGGCCUCGGUGGCUGCUGAGAACAGCGUCAUCUGCAGCUUCCUGCACUACAUGGAGAAGGGUGGGAAAGGAUGGCACAAGGCAUGGUUCGUGGUCCCCGAGAAUGAACCUUUGGUGCUGUAUAUCUAUGGAGCCCCUCAGGAUGUGAAAGCCCAACGCAGCCUACCCCUCAUUGGCUUCGAGGUGGGGCCUCCUGAGGCAGGGGAGAGGCCUGACAGAAGGCACGUCUUCAAGAUCACACAGAGCCACCUAAGCUGGUACUUCAGCCCGGAGACAGAGGAGCUCCAGAGGCGCUGGAUGGCUGUGCUUGGCAGGGCAGGCCGUGGGGACACCUUCUGCCCAGGGCCUGUACUGUCUGAGGACAGGGAGAUGGAAGAGGCAUUGGUGGCAGCUUCAGGGGCCACUGCUGAGCCUCUUGAAGCCCCUCAGACCCGUGACAAGACCUAGAGGGUGUGGGGGGAAUGGGAAGCCCCUACUCCACACUCCAGCUGCCCAUGUCCUAUUGGGGGCUCCAGCCCCCUCCCAGCAAUCAAUACUUGAACUCCCAUCAUGGGCACUUUGAAUCCCAAAUGCUGGGUUUUGGGUUUUUUUAAUUCAUCUUUUCACAAAACGGAGGCUUUUAAAGAAUAUUCCUACGGGGAAGUUAAUUUUUUAAAAUUUCUGCACCCCCAGGGAAGGUGGGAGGUAUUGCUAGACCCACCCAAAUUAGGCUGUUUCCUCCUAACACCCCACAAAUCCUGCCUCUACCCAAUUCCUUCCAAAAGCACCAGAGGCAGGAGACCUGGAUUCAAGUGCCAGCUCUGCCACUGACCCUGGGGCCCAGAUCACCCCUUGCCUCCUCAGCCAGUGUCUUUACAUGUACUUCACAUGGGAUGGUGACUAAACCCUUCCUGCCUCUCCCACAGCGUAUAAGCUUCUACCCAACCCCAAAGCAAUCCAGUAUUUUAUCGUCCAAACCCAUGGCAGGGCCACUGGGCAGGACAGGGGAAUGGGGGAGGACAAUGGAUACUCUUUGUUUUUUAAAGAAAAAUACAGUUUAUUUCAGGCUUACAGUAA